AUGUCUCGGCUCUGGGUGUUCAAAUACAGCGUGACGAGGAUGGCAUUGUGCUGGCCACGCCUAGUCCUCCUGAUAUCCGCAUUCUCAACACUCGCCAACGCAGCCUACAACCUCUCAUCCGAGCUCGCAAGGCUCAUUCCUGCCUGCGCGCAACAAUGCUUCGUUUCCUUCUUAGAGUCGAACUUCCCCACCAGCGUGUGCUCGAGCAAGCCGAUGCUGGAUUGCCUUUGCUCGAGGAAUAGCUCGUCUGGGUAUACCGUGGGCGAAGGAGCGGUGCAGUGUAUUGUCUCGGAGAUCAAUAUUGGGUUAUGUAGAGGAGGUGAUGCGAAAGGUAACAUGGUGCACGAUGCAUAUGGUAUGUGUUCGGAGCAGCCGAAUGCAUUGCCAAAUACCCAUGCAACGAUUACGGCGACGUUUUUUAUCCACACCUCGACGCCGAGUGUGUUGGUACCUCCAUCGCCGGCUACGUUCUCGAGUGUGUCCAGAAGCCCGACGCCUGCAGCAAGCUCGACGACUGUAACAAGCUCGACGGCUGCAACGAGUUUGUCAAUCGCAACAAGCUCGUUGGUCUUAACAAUUACAAGUGCCAGGACCUCAUCAAGUACUUCUUUUGCGACGAGCAGCGUUAAAACUUCUAGUCCAGUGGGCUCCAGCAGAACCAGCAUAGCCAGCACAUCUAGCACAUUUUCAUCCAUCUCAGUAGCCUCCGAGACGUCUGCUCCACAGCCAGUCCUCACCAAGGACCAGAUUGUAGGCAUUAUCGUGGCUUCCAUUCUAGGAGGUGCGCUCGUUGUCGGACUUCUUGUCCUGUUGAUCUGCUGCCGAAGACAACGAAACAAGAGAUCGCGGGAAAGCGACUUGAUUCCGUUCCAGUUGGAGCCCAAUCAUGUCAUAGAAACUAAAAAGCACAAGUACAAGAGUUUCAAAGAGCCAACGGGGAGGAUACCGGGAGGAACCAGGAAUGGGAUAGCAGCUAGAAUUCCACCACGCAUUCCUCCAAGGGUAGAUGCAUCGAGUCCAAACAUGUUCUCGCGGAGGAGUGUCAGGCCGGAUACGAUUGGACUUGCGGUCUCACCUGACCAGAAUGUUUCGGUGGAAAAGAAACAACGGAGACCCUCGAAACUGCUUCCUGAGAAGCCAACAUUGACGCUGAAGGUUCCAAAACAUACUGGUUACCAGAACAAUGGGUUUUCCUUUAAUCAAUCUAUCAUCCAGCCUUCGGUAAUCAGUAGGCAGAGCACCGCCACUCAAUUCGAAGAAGAUUACGAUGAGAGUGCCCACACAGCAGUAGCAGCCGAUGACUACUGGACCGCGAAACCCACGAACCAAGUCCUGGGCGCGAAGACAGGCAGCUGGCAAACGAUCAGGAAAGUCGACCCAGAACAUAAUACUAUCGCCUUGGCUUGGAGACCAGGCCAAAACCCUAACAGUACAACGACCAAUCCAGACUACUACAUAAGGCCUCUGAGCGUAGGCGGACGUAAAAUUGGAAGCUUCCCACAAUUAAGGGCACAGGAUACGAACACACGACCACAUGACCCACAGCAGCUUUUUGUUGCAGAAGAGCCUCGCGGCAUAGCGAUGUCUUCUCCCCUAUACUCGAAUUCCGGCUCCGCCAAGAGCGCCGAAGAAAGUGGGAGUAACAAUGUUAACAAUGCCUUCACUCGUGAGAAAAACCUCUCCUACCAGCCGGGCCCUGACGACCAUCAAGAUUCAGUCUCACAAAAGCAGCCGCGAGUAGCAGCUACGGAACUUACGCUCUCCCCAGUCGUGGAAUCUCCAGCUAGUGGCCGUAGCCCUGUCAGCUAUCCCAAGAUCCCGCCACCAGGUGGACCACGAAUAUUAAGCCAAGCAACAAUACGCCUAGUCCCUCCGCCAGCACAGCCGGAUUUCACAAAAGCACUCGGAGCAGGGAAGCCAUGGCGACAGGCAGAGAUUGCUGCCCAGGUUGAGAGGGAGAGGUCAAUACUCCAGCGGAGCCAGAAUCAAGCUCAAGCUCAAGCUCAAGCUGUGCUGCAAAACCCGAGACAAAGACUGGGCCAUCAACGUCAGCGAUCGGUAGAGGUCAGAGAGGCAGCUGAGCCCUCUCCGGCUGUAUUUGCAUUCCCUCAACCCCCAGUACCAGCUCUCAUCCCAGGACACUCGCAGAUAAGUCCUCCACCGGCGAUUCCUUCGCCGUAUAUAUCCCGCUCGGCUUCGCGGUCGAGUCUUGUGCCGGCACCUCUGCUCCCAUCGCGUUCGCAGUUGCAGAGGGGAGCUAAGAGCCCACCUUCUCCGUCCCAGACUGGACUGCGGACAUCAACUGAGUCGCCGCCAGAGAAACCAAAUCCUGGGCCUCUUCUGCGAUCUACCUCACAGCUAAAUCGAGAAGGUUGGAAACAGUCACCAAGCCAAGCCCCAAAUGAGCCGAACCAGCAGCGCUACCCAAUACCACAAGAGCACCCUUCCACGAAUCCCUCACCACCCAGACCCGUCCCAGCACCCUUCAUCCGUGCCCAUAUAACCCAUGGCCUACCCCCUCUCCAAACAUCCCUCCAACCACAACCCGAAGCACCCAACGAACCCGUCCUAGUUCCAGUGCCGCAAUCCACCACCCCUACGACCACCACCUCCCCCUUUUAUCCCCUCGCUCUCUCCCACCAAGGUCAAGACGGGCGAUCCUCAAUACCCCUCCGCCCUAUCCCAGAACCACUCACCUCUCACCCCUCCCUAAUAUUCACUCGCUCUUCCUCGGAAACCUCCACCUCGACUUCCAGUAGCUCCCUCUUACAAAAACGCCUCGGCGCCUCGCGAGCGUCUGCCUUGACCCCUUCCCUCACGCUGAGAAGCGAGGAGGACCACAGAAAUCAGAUUGCGAAAUGGCGGGUGCUGAAGCGUGAAGAGAUUGAUAACGCUAAGAGUGACGGAUGGAAGCCCAUGCUAGGGCGGGAAGCCGGCGAUGAGACGGCGACUGGGACUGGGACCGGAAUGUUUUUGAAUCCGAGUCCGAGAGGAGGGUGGGAGUUUGAGAGGAUCGAGUUGCCUGUUACACCUGGGUGGGUGCCGAAGCUGACACCGACUAGGAGGGGCGACGAGUUGUUUUUGAAUGUGCAAUGA
Drepanopeziza brunnea f. sp. 'multigermtubi' MB_m1 is the source of this 3096-nucleotide messenger RNA. Lineage: Eukaryota; Fungi; Ascomycota; Leotiomycetes; Helotiales; Drepanopezizaceae. The record is from RefSeq and is a predicted model, not a curated record.